Ostreococcus lucimarinus CCE9901 is the source of this 162-nucleotide messenger RNA. RefSeq lists its product with no specific name. The coding region runs from base 1 to 162 and encodes 53 amino acids. The transcript has a single exon. The record is from RefSeq and is a predicted model, not a curated record. Lineage: Eukaryota; Viridiplantae; Chlorophyta; Mamiellophyceae; Mamiellales; Bathycoccaceae.
AUGUCACCGACGCUCACGAUGUACGAAGACGCGGCGAGCGAUAACAACGGCAUCGACGUCGACGUCGGUAGCUGGAGUUCGGACGUCAUCGUGGAGUAUCUCAAAUCAAAGUUGACGCCGAGCCCGGACGCGUCGUCGCGGUCCUCGCGAGACGAGCUUUAA